GAACACAGCACUCCAGGUGGGGUCUCACCAGAGCAGGGGGGCAGAAUCCCCUCCCUCUCCCUGCUGGUCCCACGGCUUUGGAUGCAGCCCAGGACACGGUUGGUUUCUGGGCUGCCUCAUGUUGAGCUCCUCAUCCCCGGCACCCCAAAUCCUCCUCAGGGCUGCUCUCAACCCUGAACCCCUGACAGCAGAGGAGUAGAAGCUGCUCCUCGGUGAAACACCCUUUUUGAGGGAUGGAUCUUGGGGUCUCCUCUGGGUUUCUUCCCUCCUGGAUGGCCGGGAAGGGCUGAGCCGGCUGGAAAAGGCUUUUGCGGGCGGUGACGGCGCUGGGAGCGGGUUCUGCGCUGGUUCCUCCUCCCAGACACGAGGGAGGAGUUCUGUGCAGGGCAGGAGAAACCGAAAGUGCAGGCGAGAGGGAGGGUGCCCAGCUCGCCACACCAUGGCCGGCACUAGCCCCGCUCCCCGGGUCCUAGAAGAUGACUUCCAGUUCCUCCGUUGUGAGGACUGCCAGCAGGAAUCGCCCAACCUUAAACUCCUCACCUGCCUCCACACUUUGUGCCUCAGUUGCCUGAGGAAGAACAAACUCACUGGGCACUGUCACAUGUGCCAAACGGCUAUCCCACAGGCCAGCAGCACCCCCAGCAUGGACAACCUGCUCUUCACAAACCUGCAGGCCAGACUCAAGGUCUACAAGAAGAUUGUUGAUAGAGUUGACUUGUUCUGCGGCUACUGCAAGAAAGCUGGUGAGCUUUGGUGCUCCAGCUGCAAGGAGUUCCUUUGCACCAACUGCUUUGAGGUCCACCAGCGCUACCUGAAGAGGGAGAGCCAUGAUGCCAAGAGGGUGAUGGACAUCAGGGCAGGGUCUGCUAAGGAUUUCCUUGAGGGCACCAGGAAGACCAGUAACUUGUCCUGCUCCAACCCGACCCACAAGAGCCAGACUGUAAGCAUCUACUGCAACAAGUGCGAGAAGGCGCUGUGCUGCAUCUGCGCGCUGCUGGACAGCCAACACGGGUCCUUCUGCGACAUCCGCAGCGAGACCCAGCGCAGGCAGGAGGAGCUGAGCACCAUGGUCCAGGAGCUGAAGCAGAAGAGAAGCAGCUUUGAGGCCACCUACUCGGUGCUGCAGGAUGAGGCUGCGCGGCUGGAGCAGGCACAGCGGGAGAUGCGGGAGCUGAUCCGGGAGCGUGUGGAGCAUUUGGUGCAGCUGAUCCGGCAGGAGGAAGAGGAGCUGCUGGUGCUGGUGGAGACGCAGCAGGAGCAGGGCCGGCGGGAGCUGGCGAGGGAGCUGGAGCACAUGGAGGGGAUGCUGCGGCGGAUGGAGGCGAGCGAGCGGCUGGUGGAGAAGAUGAACCUCUAUGCCACGGAGCAGGAGGUGAUGGACAUGCAGCCCUUCAUCAAGAAGUCACUGGAGGACCUGCAGUGCCUGCAGCCGGCGGCAACAGGGGACCAAGUGCAACGUGGGAACUUUGCUGAGUGCAGAGCCAGGCUGCAGGCACUGGUGGAGCGUGUCACAGGGCACCCAGGUACCUCUGGUCCCCAGCAUGACUCCCCAUCAGAAGAUGAGACCACCCUGAUCCUCGAGCCUCCCAGGGAGCAAUGUCAAUCACAUGGAGGUGUCCCCACGGGCCUGCCUGCCCACCACCAGCCUUGUGUCCCCGUUUUGGAGCCCUCUGGCAGCAGUGAACACAUAUGUCCAGACAAGGAAGGGAACAUAGACCCCACCCAAUCCAUACCUCCAGCCGUUCUGAUGCAGAGGAAUAAAGAAGCAGUGGAGGACUCAGCAUCAGCCCAUGAGGACACUGCGCCUCUUCCCAGGAGCAUCCAGCAUCCUCUGGCCUCCUUGCAGAAAGAUCUCAGUGACUGGGCCAGGUCCAACAUGCAGCAGGCAGACAAGCUCCUGAAGAUCAGCAAUUGCCUCUUGCAAGCCCAGUGCAGAGCAAACAGGCACCUGGUGUCCAUGACCCAGGAGAUCCAGGCCAUGUCUCGCUCCCUGGCCGCCAUCGCUUCUGCUGUGAGACCCUUGCUGCAGUCCAUGGCUGGUCCACAGGAUCCUGCCACCGCAAAUGUGGAAUGGUCUUCCCUGCCCUCUGACCUGCUGGAAUUCCCUCACAGCACCUUGCAGAAGCAUGAACUGCUGGUCCCAGUAUCUACCCCAUCUUCCCCAAGCAGACCCCCUCCUGCCUCCCCCCCAGCCAGUCCAGUGUGCUCGGAGCCCCCUAGCUCACACUCUGAGGGGGAAUGCUCCAAAUCAAGGCACUCCACCAGGGGCAAGCGUGGUGGGAAGCCCAGCACCAGACUUCGGAAGCGGAGGAAGAAGUGAGACUCUGUAAACCAAAACGUUUGCUGUGGACUUUGGCUGCUUGGAAACCCCUAUGAAGGUCCCUAUGGAGACCAAGAUCUCCAUCUCACCUUGCUAUAUCAAUAAAUCCUCCUGGGACAAACAGUGCAUUGGUCUUCUGCUGGGUUUGGCAAGGCAGCACCUCCCCCGUGAAUGAGCCCUCACUGCUGCAUAGCAAGAACAUGCUCGGGAGCAGCAUGAUCCCACCAAUUAUCUAUUUUCUUUCCUUCCCAACAUGUGUGACCUUCUGGCUUAUGGGUCUGGGAUGGAUGGGAAGGCAGCAAACCCGUGUGGGAGAGAUGGAGGAAAGGCUUUAAUGCAAGGAUAGGUGAAUGAGCUGGCAGGUAGCUAGGAAGAAUGGGCACCUCUUUGGCCCAGCCUACAAGCUCACCGCUGGAUUUCAGCCUCAGUAGCAUCUCCAAGAGAUAACCUGUGUGGGACACAGCUGUGGGAAGAACUGCAAAUCCUCCUUUGGUUAGCAGGAUCCAACCGCUCUAGCCCGGGAUAUGAACCUCCUAAAUGGAAACACAGGGUUAUGGUUUUCCGACCUCUCCCCUGGCUUUCCAAGCUUAAAGCCAGCCAGGGGAUGUAUUUUGUUGUUCUUUGGCUCCUCCACCUGCCUACAGGAGCAGAAGAAAUAAACCAUUUUCCUAAU
Messenger RNA from Cuculus canorus (common cuckoo), 2993 nucleotides. Its product is annotated as protein PML. Gene Ontology annotation, cellular component: PML body; chromatin; nucleoplasm. Lineage: Eukaryota; Metazoa; Chordata; Aves; Cuculiformes; Cuculidae. Bases 440 to 2320 code for a protein of 626 amino acids. The record is from RefSeq and is a predicted model, not a curated record. The transcript is spliced from 4 exons. Gene Ontology annotation, biological process: PML body organization; intrinsic apoptotic signaling pathway in response to DNA damage; positive regulation of DNA-templated transcription. Gene Ontology annotation, molecular function: zinc ion binding; ubiquitin-protein transferase activity.